Messenger RNA from Phaeoacremonium minimum UCRPA7, 1422 nucleotides. RefSeq names its product putative acetolactate synthase protein. Gene Ontology annotation, biological process: L-valine biosynthetic process. Gene Ontology annotation, cellular component: acetolactate synthase complex; mitochondrion. Bases 1 to 1422 code for a protein of 473 amino acids. Gene Ontology annotation, molecular function: flavin adenine dinucleotide binding; acetolactate synthase activity; magnesium ion binding. Lineage: Eukaryota; Fungi; Ascomycota; Sordariomycetes; Togniniales; Togniniaceae. The transcript has 2 exons. The record is from RefSeq and is a predicted model, not a curated record.
AUGCGGGGCUCACGAACCGAGUAUAUCCACUGGAUACAAGACGUCCCUGACCAAAAGCAAAUCCUGGCUCAGUACUGUCGGUACUCCGGUGAACUGAAGACUGGUAAGAAUGUGAAGCAGAUGGUCAAUCGGGCCUUGCAGUUUUCAAGGUCGGCGCCGCAAGGUCCGGUCUACCUCUGUGGAGCCCGCGAGGUAAUGGAGGAAGAUAUCGAGCCGUAUCACCUGAACCAAAAAUUCUGGGAUCCCGUGCAACUCGGUGGCUUGCCGACUCCUGGAGUCAAAGAUAUCGCGGAGGCACUAGUCAAUGCGAAGGAACCCCUCGUCGUAACCGGUUAUGCGGGUAGAAACCACGCCUUCUCUCCCGCACUCGUGGAGCUAGCGAACACCGUCAAGGGGCUCCGCGUCUUGGACACUGGAGGCAGUGACAUGUGCUUUCCGGCCGAGCAUCCGGGCUGGCUGGGUCUACGCUUUGGGCGACACGAGGCCAUCAAGACGGCGGACGUUGUCCUCGUUAUCGACAGUGACGUACCGUGGAUCAACACUAGCUUCAAACCCAAGGAUGAUGCCCAGAUAUUCCACAUCGACUGCGAUCCAUUGAAGCAGAUGAUGCCGGUGUUCUACCUCGAUGCAGUGCAGCGAUAUCGCGCGGAUAGCCUGACGGCCGUAGAACAGAUCACAGCAUACCUGAAGAGCAACGAAGAAACGAAAGGGAAACUUGCGAGCGAGGAGUUUAGCAGUAAAUGGGAAGCGUUGGAAAAAUCAUAUAAAGAUCAAAUAGACGACAUCGCCGAGCGAGCGAAGCCACUUGAGGAUGGUUCCUUUGGCACUGGCCACCUUUGUCAGAGACUGAGGGAGCUCUGCCCCGAUGAUACGAUUUGGAGCAUAGAAGCCGUGACAAACACGAUAUUUGUGCAUGACAACCUACAGCCGAAUCUCCCUGGUCACUGGAUCAACUGUGGUGGCGGCGGUCUGGGCUGGUCUGGUGGCGGCUCUUUGGGAAUCAAAUUGGCGACGGAUGAGCAGAAUGGCGGCCCGGGCAAGGGCAAGUUCGUUUGCCAAAUUGUUGGUGACGGAACAUUCCUCUUCUCGGUACCAGGUAGUGUGUACUGGAUUGCACAGCGGUACAAUAUCCCAAUCCUAACCAUCGUGCUGAACAACAAAGGAUGGAAUGCGCCGAGAAACUCGCUCCUGCUGGUGCACCCAGAUGGUCUAGGGUCCAAGGCCACGAACGAAGAGAUCAAUAUCUCAUUUGAUCCCGUCCCUGAUUACGCGGGCAUUGCCAAGGCUGCUGCGGGUGGCAACCUCCAUGCGAGUAGGGUAGACAAGGCGUCAGACUUGGAGAGUGUUUUGAAAACCGCUAUCGAAGCGGUUCAAAACGGACAGAGUGCGGUCGUUGACUGUAAGGUUGUCAAGGGCCAGUAA